This is a messenger RNA of Closterium sp. NIES-65, 480 nucleotides long. The record is from the annotation of a GenBank genome assembly. Lineage: Eukaryota; Viridiplantae; Streptophyta; Zygnematophyceae; Desmidiales; Closteriaceae.
AUGGCACACCAUAGAGGCCAGCAAGAGUCGCGCGCCAUCAUGCGGUACAUAGCGGAGAAGUACGCGGAGGGGCGCCCGAACCUGGUGGGGGCGGACGUGUGGGAGCGCGCGGAGGUGAGCCAGUGGACGGACGUGGAGGCGCACAGCGUGACGGAGCAGGUGGCCGUGGUGGUGGAGGAGAACUUCCUCAAACGGCUCAUGGGCAAGGGCGAGCCCGACAAGGCGCGCGCUGAUGCAGCCAUUGAGAAGCUGGGGCGGCUGUUUGACAUCUACGAGAAGCACCUGGAGGGGCGCCAGUACCUGGUGGGUGGGCGCUGCACGCUAGCGGACCUCACGCACCUGCCGUACACCGAGAUCCUCUUCCAUGCCGGCGCCGGUGAUCUCAUCACGUCGCGCCCCAACGUGGCGCAGUGGUGGGAGCGCAUCUCGUCCCGCCCCGCGUGGAAGAAGGUGCAGCAGCUCGAGCCCAUCCCCGCCUGA